Molecule: messenger RNA, 2025 nt
Organism: Debaryomyces hansenii CBS767
Lineage: Eukaryota; Fungi; Ascomycota; Pichiomycetes; Serinales; Debaryomycetaceae
Gene: ILV2
Product: acetolactate synthase catalytic subunit
Exons: 1
Coding region: 1-2025 (674 amino acids)
Biological process (GO): L-valine biosynthetic process
Cellular component (GO): mitochondrion; acetolactate synthase complex
Molecular function (GO): thiamine pyrophosphate binding; magnesium ion binding; flavin adenine dinucleotide binding
Source: RefSeq, a predicted model, not a curated record
AUGAUUGCUCGUAAUAUAAAGGCCACAUCUUGCCAAAGAGCCUUUAGAAUGGCUAGUAGCCAAGUUAGAUGUAUGAAUAAGACUAGCUUUCUGAAAGCAACUAUGAGUGCUAGUUCAAGACCUACGCCGGCCCCUUCAUUCGAUCAACAAGAUCCAAGCAGCGGAGCCACUGAGUUAAAGAAAAACGUUGUAAGAAAGAGUCAAUAUCCAAUCAUGGAUGACUCAUUUAUUGGGUUAACUGGUGGUGAGAUCUUCCAUGAAAUGAUGUUGAGACACAAGGUUGAUACCGUUUUUGGGUAUGCUGGAGGUGCCAUUUUACCUGUUUUCGACGCUAUCUACAACUCUGAUAAAUUCAAUUUUGUUUUACCAAGACACGAACAAGGUGCUGGACACAUGGCUGAAGGUUAUGCUAGAGCAUGCGGGAAGCCAGGUGUUGUGUUGGUUACUUCAGGACCAGGUGCCACGAAUGUUAUUACACCAAUGACCGAUGCCUUGGCUGAUGGUAUUCCAUUGGUUGUUUUCACUGGUCAGGUUCCAACCACUGCAAUUGGAACCGAUUCAUUCCAAGAAGCCGAUGUUAUUGGUAUUUCUAGAUCUUGUACCAAAUGGAAUGUCAUGGUUAAGAAUAUUGCUGAAUUACCAAGACGUAUAAACGAAGCUUUUGAAAUUGCUACUUCGGGAAGACCAGGUCCAGUCUUGGUUGAUUUACCAAAGGAUGUUACUGCAGGUAUCUUAAGAGAAUCCAUCCCAAUAAAUACUACCUUACCAUCAAAUGCUUUAACUCAAAUCACUAAGAAGGUUGCUACUGAAUUCACCAUGGAAAGUAUCAGAAGGUCUGCACAACUCUUGAAUAUCGCCAAGAAACCAAUUCUUUACGUUGGUAAUGGUAUUUUAAACCACGAACAAGGUCCAGCAUUAUUAAAAGAGUUAGCCGACAAAGCAUGUAUUCCUGUCACAACUACUAUCCAAGGUUUAGGUGCUUUUGAUCAAAGAGAUCCAAAAUCUUUAGAUAUGUUAGGUAUGCAUGGUAGCGCUGCUGCAAACACUGCCAUGCAAAAUGCUGAUUUAAUCAUUGCCUUAGGUGCAAGGUUUGACGAUAGAGUUACUGGUAAUGUUAGCAAAUUUGCUCCUGCUGCUAAAUUAGCUGCUUCUGAAAACAGAGGUGGUAUCAUUCAUUUUGAAAUCUCUCCAAAGAACAUAAAUAAGGUUGUCGAAGCAACUGAGGCUGUUGAAGGUGAUGUUACCAACAACUUGAGCAAGUUUAUUCCAUUAGUGGAUGCUGUUAAAGAAAGACCAGAAUGGAUGGGUGAAGUCCAAACAUGGAAAGAAAAGUACCCAUACGCUUACCAAUUGGAAACCCCAGGUUCAUUAAUCAAACCUCAAACUCUUAUCAGAGAAAUCUCAAAACAAUCUUCUACAUAUGGAAAGGACGUUUACGUUACAACUGGUGUCGGUCAACAUCAAAUGUGGGCCGCUCAACAUUUCACAUGGACCAAGCCAAGAACUAUGAUCACAUCGGGUGGUUUAGGUACUAUGGGUUACGGUUUACCAGCCGCUAUUGGUGCCCAAGUUGCCAAGCCAGAUGCUAUGGUUAUCGAUAUUGAUGGUGAUGCUUCAUUCAAUAUGACUUUGACUGAAUUAUCCUCGGCGGUUCAAGCUAACGCACCAAUUAAGGUUUGUGUCUUGAAUAACGAAGAACAGGGUAUGGUUACUCAAUGGCAAUCAUUGUUCUACGAACACAGAUAUUCUCACACCCAUCAAUCCAAUCCAAACUUCAUGAAAUUAGCUGAUGCCAUGGGUGUUAAGGGUAUUAAGAUUUCUACUCAAGAAGAAUUAGUUAGUGGUAUCAAGGAAUUCUUAGACUACGCAGGUCCUGUCUUAUUAGAAGUUAUUGUUGAAAAGAAGGUUCCUGUUUUACCAAUGGUUCCAGGUGGUAAUGCAUUAGAUGACUUCAUUAUUUUCGAUGCUGAUGUUGAAAGAAAAGAAAAUGAAUUAAGAAAUCAAAGAACCGGUGGUAAACAUUGA